CAACUCCAGAGGGAAGUCAUGUGUUGUCUGUAGAGCAUCUAUGCAUUGAGCAAUAUGUCCAACAUAUACACUCUGAGGUAGGUUUAUAAUUUCUGUCUUUUGAUGUAAACUUACAAUGUGACAUAAGUAGCAUUUCUCACAACUUUUAUUUAUUGCUGCUACAGUAAUAUAUGUUUUAGUUUUAGUUUAGUUCAGACAUUUUAUAUCAUGAGUAUUGUGUAUACUAGCAGAUAGUUUAAAUCUGCCACUGUUUAUAAACUGUUUUUUUUUUUUUCAUUGAUUUAUUUACUCAUUCUCUUAUUUUUAUUUUAUACUUGUUCAUGGACUUUAUAAUGGAAUAACCCAGUUGCUUUGUUUCAAAGUGUACCUUGUAAAAGGCCUGGCCCAUUUGCUGUAUCUCUUUUGUUAAGAAAUGCUUGUUAAAGGAAGAUCACCAUAAAAUGUAAAAUGUGUAAUUUGUUCACUGUUCCUUUAACUUACAUUAAUGAUGCAUUUGCACAGAGAAAUGUUUGGUGGCCAGCGGUCAUCUAGUGUACGACUCGAUGGCAAAACAGUCAUUAUAACUGGAGCAAAUACUGGCAUUGGAAAAGAAACCACAAGAGACCUGGCAGGACAAGGGGCCAGGAUAAUAAUGGCUUGCAGAGACCUUGACAAAGCAGAAGGAGCACAGAAAGAGAUCAUGGAGGAGUCAGGGAACCAAAACAUAGUGAUCAUGAAGCUAGAUUUAUCUGAUACCAAGUCAAUCAGAGAAUUUGCUGAGGUAAUCAACAAUGAGGAAAGUGCUAUUCACAUACUCAUUAACAAUGCUGGGAUCAUGAUGUGUCCCUACUCUAAGACAGCAGAUGGUUUUGGGAUGCAGUUUGGUGUCAACCACUUAGGUAACUUCCUGUUAACCUUCCUGCUGAUUGAUCUGCUGAAGAGAUCUGCCCCCUCAAGAAUCAUCAUCCUUUCCUCCAUGGCUCAUAGUUGGGGCACAAUAGCACUUGAUGAUAUCAAUAGUGAGAGGAAUUACCACAGUAGGAGGGCAUAUGGUCAGAGUAAAUUGGCCAAUAUCCUUUUCACUCGUACCUUGGCCAAAAAACUCAAGGACACAGGUGUUACAGCAUAUGCAGUCCAUCCAGGAAUCGUGCGGACAGAACUUAAAAUACAUAUGAAUCUCAGACUUCUAAUCAUGUGGAAGAUUGUCAGACCUUUCACAAAGACCCCAGUGAAGGGAGCACAAACUACCAUCUUCUGUGCAGUGGAACCAGAAUUAGACAAAGAGAGUGGUGGUUACUACAGCAACUGCAGACCUUCCAGAUGCACCAGAGCUGCUAGAGAUGAUGAAAUGGCUGAGAAACUUUGGGAGCUCAGCUGCAAAAUGCUGAGAAUAGUCUGGGACUGAACGCAGUGUUUUCCGUAAACAAUUCAGUAUAUCUAUUUUUAUUUACUAUUAUUAUUGUUAUUUACAAUGAAUUCCAACAUGAACACCCAAGGAAAAAUGCCAUGACAAACGCUUAACAAAUAUUUCUUUCUCAGUUUUUUUUUUAAGAAUUCGUUUAUUUAUUUACUGCUUAAUUUACAUAAGACAGGAAACCAACAAUGUAAGACAAUUCCACUGAGACCAACACAGAGUUUACAUUAAAGAGGAAAAAAAAAAACAAGGAGCAAGGAUGAUACCAAAGUUGUAGUCAAUGAAGACAUUAUAAAGAAAAAAUAUAUAUAUAUUAAAGUAACAGAUAUUUUGAAAAGAGAAGCAUAACUUUUCAGAUUUUCUAUUAAGUUUUUGAAGCAUUUAAAGCUCUGAAACAUUUUAGCAAACUCACAUAAAAAUAUAUUAAAGGAGGUUUUAAAUUUUUUCCAUUUACAAGUAUGGAUAUGAUAUUUACCCAUCAACAAAACAAAAUUAACAACAUCAGAGAAGGAUGAAUUUAAAUCACAUUUAAAAAGAGGACAUCUUGUUUGGUUAUAGGAGAAACUGACUCCAUUUUUAUUGACAACCAGCUAUGUAUAUCAAACCAAAAUUUAAAAGAAACCUCACAGUAAAAAAAAACAAAAAAAAAACCAAAAAAAAAACAAGGUGAUCAAGUGUUUCAGGAAAUGAAGAGCAGAAACCACAAGGAUCCACCUCGAAAUGAAAUGUUUUUGUAUAAAGUCACUUACUGGGUAAAUCCUAAACAUAAUUUUAUAAUGAUUCUCCUUGACCUUUGGAGCAACUGGGUAAGCCAUAUAAUGGGUAAAAGCUUUGUCCUUUACUGAGGUUUCAACAUCUUCCAGAAAAUAACACUUAUAAUCACCAGUAAUGAUACGUUUAAGUUCUUUGUAAAUAAGUUUGUUAUUACACUUAUAUUCUAAGAGGUCAACAUUACAUAUUUUCAAAGAGGGAAGAG
Cyprinus carpio (common carp) is the source of this 2369-nucleotide messenger RNA. Its product is annotated as retinol dehydrogenase 12-like. Bases 485 to 1384 code for a protein of 299 amino acids. The transcript is spliced from 6 exons. Lineage: Eukaryota; Metazoa; Chordata; Actinopteri; Cypriniformes; Cyprinidae. The record is from RefSeq and is a predicted model, not a curated record.